Condylostylus longicornis is the source of this 4357-nucleotide messenger RNA. RefSeq names its product armadillo segment polarity protein (gene arm). Gene Ontology annotation, molecular function: cadherin binding; transcription coactivator activity; alpha-catenin binding. Gene Ontology annotation, cellular component: adherens junction; catenin complex. Gene Ontology annotation, biological process: positive regulation of transcription by RNA polymerase II; cell adhesion. The transcript has 7 exons. The record is from RefSeq and is a predicted model, not a curated record. Bases 145 to 2631 code for a protein of 828 amino acids. NCBI's taxonomy places the organism in Eukaryota, Metazoa, Arthropoda, Insecta, Diptera, Dolichopodidae.
UUUCAAUUUAACAAAAGUGAGUAAUAAAGUUGUUGAUUGGGUUGCAUUAGAAAUUAAAAGAAAAAUUAUAAAUUGAGUGUUUAAAAAUUGAAAAAUAAUAUAUAAAUUAUUUUUAAAAGGGGACAGAGGUGUUAAAUAUUCACCAUGACUUAUCAAAUGCCUCCUCAAAAUCGUACGAUGCCGCACAAUCAAUACAAUCCACCAGAUUUACCAAUGGUGUCGGCAAAGGAGCAAACUUUAAUGUGGCAGCAAAAUUCAUAUAUGGGAGAUUCAGGAAUUCAUUCAGGUGCUGUCACUCAAGUGCCAUCAUUAAGUGGUAAAGAAGAUGAUGGUAUGGAUGGUGAUCCGUUGAUGUUUGAUUUGGAUCAAGGUUUUCCACAAAAUUUUACACAAGAUCAAGUUGAUGAUAUGAAUCAACAACUAAGUCAAACACGUUCUCAAAGAGUACGAGCUGCUAUGUUUCCUGAAACAUUAGAAGAAGGAAUUGAAAUUCCAUCAACACAAUUUGAUCCACAACAACCGACUGCUGUUCAACGUCUGUCUGAACCAUCGCAGAUGUUAAAACAUGCCGUUGUAAAUUUAAUUAAUUAUCAAGAUGAUGCUGAGUUGGCUACACGUGCCAUUCCUGAAUUAAUAAAAUUAUUGAAUGAUGAAGAUCAAGUUGUUGUAUCACAAGCUGCAAUGAUGGUACAUCAAUUAUCAAAGAAAGAAGCUUCACGUCACGCUAUUAUGAAUAGUCCUCAGAUGGUUGCAGCUUUAGUUCGUGCAAUAUCGAAUAGCAAUGAUUUGGAAACAACUAAAGGGGCUGUCGGAACUUUACAUAAUUUAUCUCAUCAUCGUCAAGGUUUAUUGGCUAUAUUUAAAAGUGGUGGUAUACCAGCACUAGUAAAAUUAUUAUCGUCACCGGUAGAAUCUGUAUUAUUUUAUGCUAUAACUACCUUACAUAAUUUACUUUUACAUCAAGAUGGCUCUAAAAUGGCGGUUCGUUUAGCUGGGGGUUUACAAAAAAUGGUCACACUCUUACAACGUAAUAAUGUAAAAUUCUUAGCCAUUGUUACUGAUUGUUUACAAAUUUUGGCAUACGGAAAUCAAGAAAGCAAAUUAAUUAUAUUAGCUUCUGGCGGUCCUAUCGAAUUGGUUCGUAUCAUGCGCUCAUAUGAUUAUGAGAAAUUGUUAUGGACAACAUCUCGUGUAUUGAAAGUUUUAUCUGUUUGCUCAAGCAAUAAACCAGCAAUUGUCGAUGCUGGUGGAAUGCAAGCAUUAGCAAUGCAUUUAGGCAAUCAAUCUGCGCGUUUGGUGCAGAAUUGUUUAUGGACUUUACGUAAUUUAUCUGAUGCCGCAACGAAAGUUGAUGGGAUGGAAGGAUUACUCCAAAGUCUUGUUCAAGUAUUGGCCUCAACUGAUGCAAAUGUUGUUACAUGUGCUGCUGGAAUUUUAUCAAAUCUUACUUGUAAUAAUCAACGUAAUAAAGCGACAGUUUGCCAAGUUGGAGGAGUUGAUGCCUUGGUUCGAACGAUUAUCAAUGCUGGUGAUCGCGAGGAAAUUACAGAACCAGCAGUAUGUGCAUUACGUCACUUAACAUCCCGUCAUGUUGACUCCGAAAUGGCUCAAAAUGCCGUUCGCUUAAAUUAUGGUUUAUCAGUUAUUGUAAAACUUUUGCAUCCACCAUCCAGAUGGCCAUUAAUCAAAGCUGUUAUCGGAUUAAUUCGUAAUUUGGCUCUUUGUCCCGCAAAUCAUGCACCAUUAAGAGAACAUGGGGCAAUUCAUCAUUUGGUUAGACUCUUGAUGAGAGCUUUUCAGGACACAGAGAGGCAACGAUCCUCCGUCGCAAGCACUGGAUCGCAACAACCAUGUGCUUAUGCAGAUGGGGUUCGUAUGGAAGAAAUUGUUGAAGGAACUGUGGGAGCUUUACAUAUUCUGGCAAGAGAAUCACAUAAUCGUGCUCUAAUACGCCAACAAACGGUUAUUCCAAUAUUUGUCCGUUUACUUUUCAAUGAAAUUGAAAAUAUACAGCGAGUUGCUGCUGGCGUUUUAUGCGAACUGGCAGCUGAUAAAGAAGGAGCUGAAAUAAUAGAACAAGAGGGAGCGACUGGGCCUUUAACAGAUCUUUUACAUUCACGAAAUGAAGGUGUUGCAACAUAUGCCGCUGCAGUACUAUUCCGUAUGAGCGAGGAUAAACCUCAAGAUUAUAAAAAACGAUUAUCGAUUGAAUUAACAAAUUCUUUGUUACGUGAAGAAAGCAAUAUAUGGGAUAACACAGAUUUAGGCCUGGGGCCUGAUUUGCAGGAUAUGCUUGGGCCAGAUCAAGCAUACGAGGGUUUAUAUGGACAAGGCCCUCCCAGUGUUCACAGCUCACAUGGAGGUCGAGCCUUCCAGCAAGGAUACGAUACUUUACCGAUAGAUUCAAUGCAAGGCCUUGAAAUUGGUAGUAAUGCUGGUGGUGGGAAUGUUGGUGGUGGUGGUGUUUGUGGCGGUAUUGGACCCCCGAUGGGAGCCCCAACAUCGCCAUAUGCAAUGGAUAUGGAUGUUGGUGAAAUUGGAGCAGGUGAAUUGAAUUUUGAUCUGGAUGCUAUGCCAACACCACCUAAUGACAGCAAUAAUUUGGCAGCUUGGUACGAUACUGACUGUUAGAUUUAUGAAACUAACAAAACAAAAACCACAAAAAUAAAAAUUUUAACAAAACUUUUUAAUUAUAAAUCAUAUCAUAAAAAGAAAAAUAUUUUAACUAUAUUUUUUUUUGUCGUUUAUAUUAUAAUUUAAAAAAUAAUAACACAUAUUUAAGUGUUCAUUUAGAUAUUAAGAAUUAAAAACAAAAUCAUCUACAACAAUUAAAAAAUAUAAUAUAAUUGAAACCCUAUUUUUUAAAUUCAUUUUGAAAAACAAAAAAAAAAACAAAUAUCAAAGGUAAAAUGAUUAAGCAAAUAAAAUUUCAUACUGAUUUUUAAUCGAAAACAAAAAUAUUCCAAAAUAUUUUUAUGAAAGUUAAAUAAAUAAUUUCAAUGUAUGAAUUUAAAUGUGUAACCGAUAAUGUGAAAUUGCCGAUCGACGGUCACUAAUUGGCAAUCACCAAUUUAUGCUAAAAAAUACUUUUUAAUAUAACAACUUUCGUAUACAAGUUUUGCAUGCAACUGCUUGGUUUAACAACAUAUUAUUUUUGAUUUGAAUAUUUCUAGAAUUAGAUUUCAUUCAAUAAAAUUCACUUAUCCACUUCAAAAUAUUCCAUUUUGCACAAAAAACAAAAUCUACAGUUGAAAUUUUUUUAUUAUAAAAUUUAAUUAAUAUGAAAUUUUUUUUAAAAGGAUUUUAACAAUAUGACAGGCAAAAUAAAUCUUGUUACAAUACAAAUGUAGACAUCAGCUGUUGACAACAUUAAAAAUUACAAUGCUUUUGUUAAUUGAUUGUAAUAUCAAUUAAGAUGCAAAAGAAUUCAACGCGCAUUUCAUAUUAUCGAUUACAUUUUCAAUAAUAGGGUAACGAUGAUAAUCUUUUUUUUCCUUAACAUUAAGAUUUGCAUUUAAAUUUUAAGAAACAAAAUUACAAAAAAAAAAAAAAAUUAAAUCAAUUUCAAAUAUACUUAAAAUAAGAAAUUGAAAAAAAAAUAUUAAAUGUAUUAAUAAAAAAUUUACAAAUUUAUGAUUAAGUUAAAAAAGCGAAAACAAUUUUUUCUUUCUUUGAUUUUAAGAAAACACAAAUCCAAUUGUAUUGAAUCUAUUUUUAAUAUAAAAUAUAAUAACAUUGCCUUUUAUUUUAUAAAAUCAUCAUAUCUUCCGUUUGAAACACAAUACAAAAAAAAAAGUAAUAAGAAUUUUAAAAUAUUUUAUAUAAAAUUAAGGACAUUAUAUUAAAAAAAUAAUAUACAAAUUUCAAAAACAAAUGUAAUCUUUUUCUUUUGUUUUUUUUUUUUAUUAUUAUUAUUAAUCAAAUAAACAAAUACAUACUUUUAUUUUAUAGUUUUUUUUUUAUUUUACCCAUUAGAUUUUUGUAUUAUGUCACAAGAAAAUAGCGACAAAAACACGUACAAGAAAAAACAGAAAAUAAAGAUCAUAAGGUUCAAAAAUUUCCUUCUAUGUAACAAUAUUCAUGUAGGAAUUUAAUGCUAUACGGACACUCUAUGAAAAGAAUAUGAUCUCAUCAAAUUUCAUAUUUUGCGGUUGUUGUAAAAUAUUAUUCAAUUAAAUUAUUAUUCUCUUGUAUUUUAAUUUCUUUUUGGUCGAACGCUUGAACAUUAAAAAGUUCUAUAACUUAUUAGUCUUUGUGAUAAUGUUAAUAAAAGAUUAAUUUCGAUAUUUAAAAAUAUUUUAAUAAUUUUUACAAUAUUAUUUUCAAAAAUUGUUACUAAAUGCAAAUUUAUUAAUAU